This is a messenger RNA of Brassica napus (rape), 1818 nucleotides long. RefSeq lists its product as uncharacterized. Lineage: Eukaryota; Viridiplantae; Streptophyta; Magnoliopsida; Brassicales; Brassicaceae. The coding region runs from base 438 to 1637 and encodes 399 amino acids. The transcript is spliced from 2 exons. The record is from RefSeq and is a predicted model, not a curated record.
AUCUUUCUUUUUCAACGGUUUUGCAUUUAAAGUCUCUGUUUUGAAAACUGUUGUGUUUGUUUCCAACUUUCUUAAGUGAACUCACAUGCUUGCUUGCUUGUUGUUCAUCUUCUUACACGAGUACAACUACGAGUUUGUCCUUUUUACUCUCUCCUUUUUCUCUGUUUUAAAACUUUUAAGUUUCUUUUUUGGGUUUCUCUGUUUAGACAAAUCAGCUGCCUUCUCUUCUUUACCUAGUUGUGGAUCAGAGCUCGGUUCUUGAUUAAAGACAAGUUUUUUUUUGAAGUAAUCACACCUUCUUUGUUUGUGUUGAGUUGAGUGGGAGCUGUGACAUAGUUUUGAAUUUUUGCUCUCUUGUCUGAUUGGAUCAAGCAAGAAAGUUUGAAACUUUCAGUUAGGUCGUCCGUUGUUGUCACUAAGAUAAAAGAUCGUUUCUUAUGGACUCCCCACAAUCAGUUGUUUCACCAUUCAAGACUGGUGAGUCCGAGAAUGACAACUCAGCUUCUGUCCACAGCUCUAGAAACCAAUCAAACAGCAUCAAAUCCAAUGGAAAAGAUUCCAUCAGCUGCGGCCAACAAGAACUUGUUGGUGGUACUCUUGAGGUUUAUGUGCAUCAAGCAAGAGACAUCCACAACAUCUGUAUCUACCACAAACAAGACGUGUACGCCAAGCUUUGCCUUACAAGUGAUCCUGAAAAGUCUGUCUCCACCAAAAUCAUCAACGGCGGUGGGAGGAAUCCUGUUUUUGACGACAAAGUGAAGCUUGACGUCAGGGCUUUGGACGCUUCCCUCAAGUGUGAGAUUUACAUGAUGAGUAGGGUGAAGAAUUAUCUUGAAGACCAGCUUCUUGGUUUUACUUUGGUUCCUAUGUCUGAACUGCUCUUCAAGAAUGGGAAACUUGAGAAAGAGUUCUCUCUUUCUUCCACUGAUCUGUACCAUUCUCCUGCUGGUUUUGUUCAGUUGUCUCUCUCCUACAAUGGUUCCUACCCUGAAGUGAUGGCUUUUCCAGCUGUUUCUGGUGAUGAUCAAAGUGGCAAGAAUCAAGAAGGGUCUGAAUCAGUUCCGGAUGAGUUGGAGAAGAUAGAGUUUCCUGAUCCUAAUGUUGCAAAUGAAAACGAGAAGAUGGUUUCUGAGUAUUUUGAGAUGUCCUCUUCCACUAUUGAGUCAGAAACUUCAGACAGCUUGGUUACUUCUGAUACUGAGAAACAUGUAAUGAAGCAAGAUUCACCUGAGAGCAGCAAUGCAACAAAUGGAGACGCUUCUCCUCACGCUUCAGCUCACUCAGCCACAGAAACACCAAACCAUGAGCAUCUCUCUCAGGUGAACUCCAAAGCGGAUUCUCAGGAGGAGUCAGAGAGUGAGGCUUCAGCUGAGACAUCUGAGGAGAAGAUUGUGAAACCCAUCAUCAGUGUGAGGAAGGUUGAGACAGAGUCAAAGGUGGUGCAGCAGGAUAUAGUAGACAUGUACAUGAAAAGCAUGCAACAGUUUACUGAUUCACUGGCUAAGAUGAAGCUUCCUCUGGACAUUGAUAGCCCAACAAAGUCAGAGGAUUCAAGCUCUGAUGUUUCUCAGAAGCUGCCAACACCAAAGAGCAACAAAGGAUCCCGUGUGUUCUACGGGAGCAGGGCUUUCUUCUGAGCAUCUCUUUUACCAAGUUCAGAGGCAAGAAAGACUAAUCUCCUAAUGAUGUAAUUUUUAUAAUGUUACUAUUUGAUGUUGAACCUCCCAUGCUUUAGUUGAUGUGAAGUUAUUAUUAUGUAUCACUAGCCUUUGUACUAUUUAGAAACGUAUGCUGCCUAAUCAUGUUUGUUUUUCUCUU